AUGAUAAUCAUACAACAUACAGUAAGCAUGCAUGAUUCAGUUAAAAUAUCACCUAAAAAAUUUCGUGAAAAUGUUGCUGAUCGUGCAAAUAAUACUCAAGAAACAACAAACACUAUACUAUCACAAUGUAUGUCAAAAUCAUCUGAUUCGGUAAAAGGUAUUCAAAAGCAAUAUGAAGAUAAUUUUGAUUUUGUUGAUGGCAUCCGUAAAAUUGCGGUGCUAGCUUUGAUGUAUCCAGAUGAUGUUCGUGGUGCAUUUACACAACUUGAUAUUAAUCACGGUAAUACAUUUCAAGGAAUGCUAGAUUACUUCGAAAAUAAUUAUAUAGAGCGACUUCGUGCUCAUGAUUCACAUGUACGACCAUUAUUUAUUGUUGAGUUUUAA
Rotaria sp. Silwood2 is the source of this 384-nucleotide messenger RNA. The record is from the annotation of a GenBank genome assembly. NCBI's taxonomy places the organism in Eukaryota, Metazoa, Rotifera, Eurotatoria, Philodinida, Philodinidae.